AUGAAGUUUCUCGCUGUUUCUUUCGCUGUUAGCAGUGCUGCUGUGGCGGCUCAAGACGAUUUUAACAUCUUCCAACAUAUCGGUGGAAAUGGGCAAUGGUUUCCCGGCGAGGAAGUGACGGGCAUUUCUUCUGAGAUACCCGCAGGAUGUAAAGUCGAUUUGGCUGCCUUCUUCUCCCGUCACGGCUCGCGGUACCCUGACAAAGGCGCCUACAAUGGAUGGGUUGAAUUUGCCAACUACAUCCAAGCUGCAGGUGAUUUUACUGUUAACGACGAUAAACUCGCUUUUCUCAAGUCCUGGAAGCCGGUGCUCUCAGAUCCUGAUGCUCAGAUCGCCAACAUAAGCCCGACUGGAUGGAAAGAGCUUCACGAGAUGGGUACAACUUGGCGCCUCCGCUAUCCUGACCUGUACGAUUACAACACCCCCUUCACUAUGUGGGCAAACUACUAUACGUCCGGCCGUGUGCGAGAUAGCGCACGCUUGUUCGCUCAAGGCUUCGUCGGACCCAACGCUACAGAUCUUACCACUAUCUAUGCCCUCAACGCCAGCGACCCUGCAAGUUGGGGCAACACUCUUGCACCCAGUGAUCUUUGUAAGCCUUACAACGACGCGGGUGGUGGCCCUGCCAAAGACUUGUGGGACUCCAUGUAUCUCCCUCCCAUCGUCGCCAGGCUCAACGCUAAGAUUCAGGACGACUUGAGUCUGACAACGAGUCAAGUCGACCAGAUACCUUACCUUUGUGGUUUCGAGACCCAGAUCACUGGUCGCCGAAGCCCAUUCUGCGACAUCUUUACUGACGAGGAAAUCUUGCAAUACGAGUAUGCGCAGGAUCUGCGUUAUUGGUAUGGUACCGGCUUAGGAUCCGAUAUCGAAAAGUAUCAGAUGUUGCCAGUUGUCGACAUGACCGUACAACGCUUUGUCGACGGUCCGAAUGCGACUUACAAAGCGGGUAACGGAACUUUUGUUCCUCCAAAGAUCAUGGCCAAUUUUGCGAAUGAUGGCCAAAUCAACCAGCUCGCCGCUGCAAUUGGUGUUUUUGACAACCAACAGCAACUUCCAGGCAAUAUGUCGCUACCGAAUCGCCUCUUCCGCUCAUCCCAGGUUGUGAAGAUGCGCGGAACGAUUGCAUUCGAACGCCUCUCUUGUCCUGCUGUUGCCCACAAUAGCACGUACGGCUAUGGUACCCACAACAAUUAUAAUACUACCACAUUCGAGGAGACAUUCAUGCGAAUCCGCAUCAACGAGGUCGUAUACCCUGUGGUGGACUGUAAUAGUGGUCCCGGCUCUUCGUGCCCAUUGUCGCGAUACCAGAGCAUCAUCAGAGCGAAGCGUGUACAGGCCGGCGACAUAACCAAGUUGUGCAAUAUGACUGAUGAAGGCCUUGCGCCUGAGCCGAAAGCGACUUUCUUCUUCGACAAUACUCUGCCUUGGCAAUCAGUUGUUAAGCCGUAG
This is a messenger RNA of Alternaria atra, 1452 nucleotides long. RefSeq lists its product as uncharacterized. The transcript is spliced from 2 exons. Lineage: Eukaryota; Fungi; Ascomycota; Dothideomycetes; Pleosporales; Pleosporaceae. Gene Ontology annotation, cellular component: fungal-type cell wall. Bases 1 to 1452 code for a protein of 483 amino acids. The record is from RefSeq and is a predicted model, not a curated record. Gene Ontology annotation, molecular function: acid phosphatase activity.